Molecule: messenger RNA, 2793 nt
Organism: Cydia fagiglandana
Lineage: Eukaryota; Metazoa; Arthropoda; Insecta; Lepidoptera; Tortricidae
Product: HIG1 domain family member 1C-like
Exons: 3
Coding region: 120-407 (95 amino acids)
Biological process (GO): mitochondrial respirasome assembly
Cellular component (GO): mitochondrion
Source: RefSeq, a predicted model, not a curated record
GUAACGUUCUGACUGACUGGUCUAACCUUGACCAUAGAUAGGAUUUGUAGUGAUGCAAUGAAGAUUUAUUUAAAUAUUAUAUAAAUUACCCACCAGUCUACAAUUUAAUAAUUAGAAUCAUGGCAAACUCACGGCCUGCUUUCAACUAUAAUGAUGAAUCUCAGUCGGAUAAAUUGGCCAGGAAGUCUAAGGAUUCUCCUUUCAUGAUUAUAGGUAUCUUAGGACUGAUUGGCGUUUGUGGCGUGGGGGCAUAUAAAUUCAAAACACGAGGUAAAAUGAGUACUAGUGUAUUUCUCAUGCAGUUGCGAGUAGCCGCUCAGGGGACUGUGGUAUCUUGUCUGACCAUAGGUGUGGCAUACACAUUAGCCAAGCAACAUCUAUUUAAGGAUACUAAAAAAGAUGAGUAAAUUUAAACAAACAUUGAUAAGCUUUACUUGUUAGUUUAGGCUGUGGAACUUGAUGGCUAUUCUUAAAAUCAGUUCUGUAAAGUAAAUGCUAGGGAUAUAUUUUUCAUCCACUUAUUGUGAGACAGCAUAAUCACUGAUUAUUAAUCAGCUUCAAGAUCUACAUUACAAAGAAUGGCAUCUAAGGUUCAGUUGUUAAAAUUAGUUGUUUUUCUAGUUUGUACCUAACCCUGUAGUCUGCUAUGCUAUCUUUAAAUUAGUACACCUGUGUUGUAGAUCUGAAUGAAAAAGUUCUGUAAUAAUUAGCUAGUAAUUAAGCCGUCAUUGUUUUUGUUAUAUUGUACUUAUGUGCCAAUUGAGCCAUAAUUAUUAACUGUGUAUAAAAUUUCAUUUGAAACCAUGUCCGACGAUGAAAAGGGUAUUUGACUACACUACAGGAAUCGGUUUCUUUUUGCCAACUGUCAAAACCAUCCGCCACUAAAAUUGUCUAAAAAUAACUAUGUUUCUCUAUUUAUAUUCUGGUGCUUUAUUACAUGCAUGUGUAACAAUUUAUUAGUCAACAUAGCGAUUGAAUCAACAUCCUUAAUACUUAUAGGUAUACAAGUGAGAUGUGACAUGUGUUUCAAAUUUCCUAGAUAAUGUUCAAGAAAUAUUUUAGAAUGUUAUUUAUUAUAUGAUGAUCAUCAUUCUCAUCACAUAUUUGAAAAUAGUAAUAUCUUUUAGAAAUUGGAACCAACUGAAUACAUUUGACCAGGAAAUUCAAUAGUUUUGACUAUAUACAAAAACAGGCAGGUAGUUUGGAGUGUGAUAGUGUGUUUAGACAUUAUGAAGUUUUCUUGAUCUGCAACUAAGGCAUGCUCCCGGUACCAAUUUGGUAUGACUGGAACUGAUUUUCCUGAUUCUUUCAUAUAAAAUCAGUAAUGGGGGCAUACCGUAGCCGCUUUUACUGACGAGAUUACCAUGUAGGAAGGAAGAUUCUUUUCCAUGACCAGGUCAGAUCAUUACCCACACAGGCUAGGAGAUGACUGAAUCUCAUAUCUUUUUUAUUAGUUCCAGCAAAAUUACAAACAUUUAUGAACUUCGUUUUGUACUAAGUAAAUAUUGUUAUAUGGAAUAUAUGGGGUUCAGACUUUCUGUAGUCUGUGUUUUAUUAUGGUAAACUUAAAUACCUAACAUAAACAAUGUUGUUAUUGUGUAGAUUAACUGUGAUGAUCUAGAUUAAAGAUACUUAAUUAGUGAUCUGUUUUUAGAUUAAGAAUAGCAACUUAAUUUAAAAAUAGGUCUAUGUGAUUAAAUACUAGUCCUUUAGAUAUAAGCGAAAUGUCAAUCACUCAUUUCUUCUAAGUGACUAUUUAAUUUAUUGGACCAUAAAAUAUAAAUUCAUCUUUGUAAACAUACCUACAUACUGGGUUCUGGAAUUAAAAAGGAGCUAAUGUAAUGCUGCUAACUUUCUUUCUUGUGAGGUCACAUCUAUACGCAUACGCACUUGCGGUUGCAACAGCGGUGGCGUGCCGCCUCGCAACUUCGUGUUUAGUAUGCAACAUUCGCCUACACCAGGGAUGUUGCAAACAUCCGCAACCGCGGAACAUCCGCAUCCGCAUAAAAUGGAUGCGGAGCUUAUGUGGAUGCGUAUGUGGGCCAACUCGGUACAGGAACGUCUUAGCGGCGGCGUAAGUGCUAGGUAAUUUCGUCAUUACCUAUAACGAAAUCGUCUAGAUCCAGAAAAGUCGGCAAAUUACUGUUUAUUAAAUAUAACGCACCUAUAUCCUUGCUCAAAUACUUAACAUUUCGUUUUCUUUAUAUAAAAAAAUACUAAAAAUGUAAUAUUUGACGUUUUCUAAGUACCUAAUUUAUAAAUUUAUAAAUCUUGACAUCCGCAUCCGCGGAUGUGAGCCUUUAAAUAUCCGCAUGCGCAGAUGUCUAAAAAUCUGAAUCCGCAACAUCCCUGGCCUACACUACACGUACAAAGCGGCGCGCCGCUGCGGAAACGACCGCCAGAUUUUGCUCCUAAGGUUGACUUCUAAAGCCUCUUCUUAUUUAUUUAUCCUCUUAAGAGUCUUAGGUAAAGACUCUUUUGAUCUAAAACGGGGCGGCGAGUGGCAAAUCAAACCUAUCCGUAUAUCGUGCUCGACUAACUGUAUGAACGGCCUUGUUUUGCCGCUUGCUGUCGCGUGCGCCAGCCCGUGGGCUACGCAUAGACAUAGUAUUUUAGUAUUUAUUGAACAAGCCAGUGAAAUCGCUUCCAAAAAACGUGCUGACCGAAACAAAAGAAAGAAAGAAGUCCUUUGAUUAUGAAGUCUGUAAAAGACAACACAUUUUGAACCAGUAACGUUUACAUGUCACCCUUAAUUUAUAAACGAACAAAUAAAGAUUUGAUGAUUGAAACUAA